Molecule: messenger RNA, 1697 nt
Organism: Paramecium sonneborni
Lineage: Eukaryota; Ciliophora; Oligohymenophorea; Peniculida; Parameciidae
Source: the annotation of a GenBank genome assembly
AUGGCUAUGGUAUCAUAAUAGAUAUUCAAUAAUUAAUUUGUAAUAAAAAAGAGGAUCUCCUCUGGUUCAUUUGGAGUUGUAUAUUAAGGAUUUGACUUAAGAUCAACAGAAAAUGUAGCUAUAAAAGUAGAAAAGCAAGAGAUUGAUGAUUUAUUUAGUUUGGAUAGAGAAGUAGAGUGAAAAAUAUCUUAUAUUUAGAUUUAAAUAUUGAGAAAUUUAUAAGGAGUAGCAUAAAUUCCUAAAUUGUUAUGGGCUGGUAAAGAUUAAGGGAAUAAUGUGAUGGUAAUUCAAUUAUUAGGAAGAGAUUUAACACAUUAUUUAAGAUAAAGAAAACGUUUUAGUUUGGGAUGUGUAUUAGGAAUAGCUGAUUAAAUGUUAACAAUUCUUGAAGUAAUUCAUAACAAGUAAAAUUUUAUUUCAAGAAAGGGGAAUUAUUCAUCGAGAUUUAAAACCUGAAAAUAUAUUAACAGGCAAGGAAAGAGAGUAGAAUCUUAUUUAUCUUGUAGAUUAUGGAAUAGCAAAGCAAUUUAAAGAUAAAGAUGAUAAAAUUAUGUAAAUAAAAUAGAUUUAACAUAAAAGUCCUUAUAGAGAAAACAAACCAUUUUUGGGAACAUCUAGAUAUGCGAGUAUAGCUGCUCACAAAGGUUAUGAAUUAUCAAGAAAGGAUGAUUUAGAAUCAUUGGGAUAUAUGUUAAUGUACUUGAGAUAUUAAUUUAGAGAUUUCUAUUAAAAGGGAGUUUACCAUGGUAGAAUAUAAGUUAUAAAAAUGAAGAUGAGAAGGUAAAAUAAGUAGGUUUGAUGAAAAUGAGAAUAACAGCUCAAGAAUUAUGUUAAGAUUUACCAAUCGAAUUUAUGAGAUAUAUAGAUAUAGUUAAAAAAAUGAAUUAUCACUCAAAACCAGAUUAUCGGUAAAUUAAUUGUAACUUUUUAUUUAGAUAUUUUUAAUCUUUAUUUCGUCGAGUUUCAAAUUAAUAAUAAGUUGAAUAUCGAUUUGAUUGGUAUGAUGAAUUUAAUUAUGAGAAAAAGUCAGGAUCAACAUCACCUAAGAAAUAGUAAUCAAUCAAAAUUUUGGAUUAAUCUUAUUUGAUUUAAUAAAUCUAUUCGCCAAAUAAAAAAAAGUGUAGUGAAGAAUUCGAUGACACUGGACCAUCUAAGAGAGAAUCAAAUGGAAGACCCUCUAUCAUUAACAAUAAUACAAAUAAUAAUUUACUAUUAUGUGAUAGUAGAAUGAAUCUUAAAAAUAAAAGUGUUAGUUCUUUUAAUGAAUCUAAUUUAUAAUAUAGCGAUAUAUAGCCUGAUGUUAGUUGUCUAAUAGCAUAUUAAAGGAAUCUUAGAUAUGGAUCAUUUCAUAAUGAAGCGGAACUCUUACCAAAAUAACCUGAAAGAAGUACAUCAGCUUAAGAGAAAAUAAAAGUUAAACAUAAACUCAGUUUGGAUGUGAAACCUAAUUGUUAUAAAUCUUUAGUAGAAUUUUAAUUGGGAUUAAUGAAUAACCCUUCGAUAAUUGAUUUUACAGUAAAUAGUCAUAAUUAAAUGAAUGAAGAUGAAAGUCCAUGUCUUGAUGAUAAAUUUAAUAUACUAAAAAGAAGUUCUGUUGAUAAGUAAAUUAAAUGAAUAUUAUUUUUAGUUAAUAUAAAAAUCCAAUCUAAUAAUUUAGAAUGAGUAACAAAGAUAAAAAAAGUGUUAAAAAUAAUUGA